Molecule: messenger RNA, 1134 nt
Organism: Mytilus trossulus (common blue mussel)
Lineage: Eukaryota; Metazoa; Mollusca; Bivalvia; Mytilida; Mytilidae
Exons: 3
Coding region: 80-1129 (349 amino acids)
Source: RefSeq, a predicted model, not a curated record
CUGCAUUCAAACAAUGAAAGGUCCUGACUUAUCAUUUCAUUUAUGAUCAGAUAAUGCAGGAUGCUACAAAUCUUCCGAGAUGAUGGCCCUCCUUUAUGCAAAUGGAAGUAUUGCUUCGUAUGAUUUCUGCGAGUCGCAGAAUGGCAAAGGACCCUGCGACAGAACAGGAGCGACUCUGAAAUCAGCUAUAAGAAGAUUUAUAAACCAGGGAAAUGAUGUUUUGACAGCAUUUGCAAUGAAAAAGGGUAUUGAAACUGCAAUGACAAAAGUGAAAUACAGAGUGAGUGUAGUCGAGUACAACCCUUCAAAGAAGACUGCUUUCAAGGGCAUACCCGCCAUUGGGUCCUACUCAAAUUUUCAGUUUGAAGAGCAGGGUAUUCGUGUUUGGAAAGCACAUGGUGUCGGUCCAGGAUUAUUGAUUGCAAAGGAGAAAAUACCUACAAUUCCAAUCGAACCUUUGACUGUUUUGAAAGAACCAGACCAAAUAGGCUUCCAUCCAAUUAUAGGAAGCAAGAAUUCAACAGACUUGAGAGAAAAGUCAAAUCAGGAGGAUGAAACAGAAAACCAGGCAUUAUUCACUUGUACAAACGAUGGAUGUUUGGCAUCUUUUGACAAUGAUGAAGCCUUGACAAAUCAUAUAAUUGUAGGGAAAUGUUGUCUUGAGCUUGACCACAAAUCCAGUAUUAAUUCGGAUGUUACUGGGCAUAUUUAUUUGCAAAAAAUAGCUGAAUGCAGUAUUAUACAAACAGCUGUUUGCUUAUCAGCAGAAACCAAACAAAUAGAGCCAAGUAACAACCAAGAAAACCAACAUCCUUCUGGUUGGGCCCUCAAAGAUGAGAGAAAAUGUAAUAGGUUCAAUGAUAAUCAAAAAAAUUAUCUCACAGAAAAAUUCAAUGUAGGUCUUACUACUGGUAGGAAAGAAGAUCCCUUCCUAGUUUCAGAAUCCAUGCUAAAUGAGAAAAACACAGACGGCACCAGAAGAUUCACCUAUGAUGAAAUCCUAUCUGUUCAGCAGAUAACAAGUUUCUUUUCGCGAAUGAACAAAAAAGGAAAAUGUGUAGAAGAUUCUGAUGCUAUUAGGGAAUCAGAAAUUUGUAAACUUCGAAGUCAGAUUCUUGAAAACAACUAAAUGAU